This is a messenger RNA of Cladocopium goreaui, 837 nucleotides long. The record is from the annotation of a GenBank genome assembly. NCBI's taxonomy places the organism in Eukaryota, Dinophyceae, Suessiales, Symbiodiniaceae.
AUGGCCUUGUUGAACGGAUUCAGCCGAGAGGAAUAUCCGAACGGGGAUUCUUAUGAAGGUCAAUUCAAACGCGGAGCUCGGCAUGGGUCAGGCACCUACUACUGCGCAGAUGGCGGCUUCUACGAAGGUGAGUUCUGUGAAGGCAUGAUGCAAGGAGAAGGAACGUUUUACUAUGCCAAAAAGGAAUCCUACACCGGCCGCUGGUUGAACAGCAUGCGCCACGGCUAUGGGAAGUUCACCUAUCACGAUGGCGCCGUCUAUGAGGGCCGAUGGGAAGCAGACCUCAGACAUGGACAGGGGCUCAUGAAGUACCCGGAUGGAUCAGCUUACAAUGGCAACUGGGCAGAUGACAUGCGGCACGGUCAGGGGCAGAUGGGCUUUGGUGAUGGUGCCCAAUACAGCGGCGGCUGGCUCAAUGAUGCUCGACAUGGCCAUGGAUCCUACAGGUUGCCCAACGGCAGCUGUUACGACGGUGACUUCAAGGCUGACAUCCCGGAAGGAUCCGGGAAACUUCACAAUGCAGAUGAGCAGAGCGACUAUGUAGGCCAGUUCCAGGAAGGUCUGAGGUCGGGGCAAGGGAAGUGUGUGUACGAGCGCACCGGCGACAGCUUUGUCGGCGAAUGGCGUGAUGGGGUGAGGGUGCAAGGGAUGAUGUACCUGGCAUCUGGUGACAUUGAGAGAGUUGGAUAUUUGAAUGACACGCUGGUUAGACGAGAGUGCCUAGGCUGCAUGUUGAACAUGUGUACAAGUGCGGUCAGAUGUGGUCAGCAUGGUUUGGUUUCCUGGUACUUGGAAGACGUUGACACUGCCAUGGACCUGACGCCUGGACCUGGCUGA